GGGUUUCCCGGAGAAGAGUGCAGGGUUACCGCGCCCAUCUCUGCUGUUUGAUGGCCGUAGGAAGCGACUGAGGUACUGGAGAGAAACGAGAAAGGGUGUUCAAAGAGAGCGACAUAGAGCGAGAAAGACGAGAAAGGUUAGAUAAGAGCCGAGGGACUGGAAAAGACAGCAGCGAGGUGAAGCAGCAUUAGAUGAGGCUGUAUUAAAACGCCAAGGUGCAAAAAUCUGCCUUUGCUGCGGUGAACCCUGCCCCAUCUUUGCGCCAGUGUGCCGGUGUGUUUCCCUUGGCGUAUCGAAAGCUGGGUUCGGGGAGUGCCGCUCCUCGGUAGCGAAGUCUGUCGGUGCGUAGAGGAGUGCGUGAUCUUCGCUCGUUUCCAGUCAAUGCGAUAUAAACAACGGACGCCCCCGACUGAAAACGGAUCAGCGAGUGUCCCGGUGGCCGGAGAGAAGCACCCAGUUUAGCAGAGGAAAAUGAGCGAACUCGACCAGCUACGCCAGGAGGCUGAGCAGCUCAAGAACCAGAUCAGAGAUGCCCGGAAAGCAUGUGCAGAUGCUACCCUGUCGCAGAUCACAGCCAACAUCGACCCCGUUGGCCGAAUUCAGAUGCGCACUAGACGGACACUGAGGGGUCAUCUGGCUAAGAUCUACGCCAUGCACUGGGGCACUGACUCGAGGCUCUUAGUCAGUGCCUCCCAGGAUGGUAAACUCAUCAUCUGGGACAGCUAUACCACAAACAAGGUCCACGCCAUCCCCCUGCGCUCCUCGUGGGUGAUGACCUGCGCGUACGCCCCCUCCGGAAACUACGUGGCCUGCGGGGGCCUGGACAACAUCUGCUCCAUCUACAACCUGAAGACCCGCGAGGGCAACGUCCGCGUGAGCCGCGAACUGGCCGGGCAUACAGGUUACCUUUCCUGCUGUCGUUUCCUGGAUGACAACCAGAUUGUCACCAGCUCUGGUGACACCACCUGUGCUCUCUGGGACAUCGAGACUGGCCAGCAGACGACCACUUUCGCUGGCCACACCGGCGAUGUCAUGAGCCUCUCGCUGGCGCCCGACACCAGGUUAUUCGUCUCGGGCGCCUGCGACGCCUCUGCCAAGCUGUGGGACGUCAGAGAAGGCAUGUGCCGACAGACUUUCACGGGCCACGAGUCUGACAUCAAUGCCAUCUGCUUCUUCCCCAACGGCAACGCGUUCGCCACGGGCUCGGACGACGCCACCUGCAGACUCUUCGACCUGCGCGCCGACCAGGAGCUGAUGGUCUACUCCCACGACAACAUCAUCUGCGGCAUCACCUCGGUGGCGUUCUCCAAGAGCGGCCGUCUACUGCUGGCCGGAUACGACGACUUCAACUGCAACGUCUGGGACACCCUCAAGGCCGACCGCGCAGGUGUGCUGGCUGGCCAUGACAACCGCGUUAGUUGCUUGGGCGUCACCGAUGACGGCAUGGCAGUGGCCACAGGGUCCUGGGACAGCUUCCUCAAGAUCUGGAACUAAAGCCUGAAGAUGGCAUCCGGACUCCAAAGUUGACUGGAAGACCAUUCCAACAUCAAAAUAUUAAAAUUUCAUUGCAUAUCCAAUCCUUCUCAAACACCACAAACAAACUGACUCAAACACCCCCAAAACGAAGGGCAAAACGAAACCUUUCCUUCUCAUUAAAAAGAAGAGCACAAUUGUUUAUCACUCAGCUUAAAAAAAGAAGAAUUCUGUGGUAUAAAAUGAAAUGGGGAAAAAUGAAAUUGUGCAUUCCUUCUGGGACCAUAUUAUGACGUCUUGAAAGAGAAAACAAACACUAUCAUCCCAAACAAAUGUAUCAUGUACCUUG
Messenger RNA from Megalops cyprinoides (Indo-Pacific tarpon), 1822 nucleotides. RefSeq names its product guanine nucleotide binding protein (G protein), beta polypeptide 1a (gene gnb1a). The record is from RefSeq and is a predicted model, not a curated record. Gene Ontology annotation, cellular component: heterotrimeric G-protein complex; cytoplasm. The transcript has 11 exons. Gene Ontology annotation, biological process: G protein-coupled receptor signaling pathway. The coding region runs from base 472 to 1494 and encodes 340 amino acids. Gene Ontology annotation, molecular function: protein binding; signaling receptor complex adaptor activity. Lineage: Eukaryota; Metazoa; Chordata; Actinopteri; Elopiformes; Megalopidae.